GCUCAAGUUUCCCACAAUUCGUAUUUCAAGCAGACGCUUCAAGAAUUUUUUGAGGUGUACGGCUGGAGAUGGAAACAAGGAGAAAACGAAACCCAUCUCAGUCGGAGUCUGGCCCAAAGUCCAAGAGACCCAAGAGAAGGAACGAAAUAUCGCUGUCGGAAAACAAGGACAAUCUCGGUGAAGAAAUAAAACAUGAGACGUACAAGGCUACUGAAGCAGAAAUCAAGGACAAAUUAGAUCAUACCAAGACCUCGGCAGACAAACCUGAAGAACCCUCUAAAGAUUCAGAUGACCUAACUUCUUCAAAAACAUCUAGAAACAAACGCUCCCCAAACUUGAAGACUGUUUACUCAGAGAGACUGGGUAACAGAGAUGAGGAAUCUGUUUACUCUGAGAGACUGGGUAACAGAGAUGAGGAAUCUGUUUACUCUGAGAGACUGGGUAACAGAGAUGAGGAAUCUGUUUACUCUGAGAGACUGGGUAACAGAGAUGAGGAAUCUUUGGUUGCUGCUCAGUCAAUGACAAGCUUGGCUAAUGGAAGCAAUGCAGAAGUCUCAUCAGCAACAGAGAGAAGUCCAGGCUGUCUGAGCCAGGAGACUGAGGCUUGUGUGCAGGAAAAGGAAAGGGACAGUCCAAAGAUACUGUACCGGGAGGACCCCACUGGCCAAGAUCUGAGUGGAGAAUCGGUCCCCAGUCAACAGGAGAUUCCAGAGCCACCACAUGCACCUACAGAAAUCGGAAGGAAGUGGAGCUCUGAGGGUCUGCCAAUAGAGGUGGUUCAGUCUGAGCCCCACUGGAAAAGUCACCCACCGAGCUACAACAGCUAUCCCAGCAAUGCCUUGCCUCCCGCCUCCAGCCUUCUAAAAGUUCCACGGAUGUAUGACAACAAUAUGAACUUACAACACAAUGGUGGCAGUUAUCCUAAUUCAGGGUCCGGGGCCAUGCCUACAUUCCCCAAUACACUUGGGCAGCCCAUACAGACAAUACCAACCCCCACCAGGAUGGGAGUCCACUACGAGACACCUCCUAUGCCCAUGACAGAUCCUCAUCUUUCAUAUCAAGGUCAAAUGAUGAACCAUCCUGAAUACUACAUAAUGCCUGACAAUGGUGCAGCCAUAUUGCCCUCUGGACCAGGAAACCCUGUUCAUAUAUUUAACAACUUUCCACCAGGGGAUCCUCAUUCCUACCCUGCAGCAAAUGUUGAAAUCCCGGAAUCUGUGGGUCAGUACCAGGAGCCAACUAACCCCAGAAGAACCCGGUCCUCCAAAGUCAAGUCCCCGCAUGAUUAUUUCAACGUUGUUAAAAACUAUGUGUACGGUCCAAGGGAGGAGUAUAUUGUGGCUGCCCAGGACAUGUAUGGUAAGCCAGAGGACAAGGACAACUUCUACAUGGCCAUUUCUCCCGAGAUCAAUCCAGCAGAAGUCAGAUCUAUAGACCACAAAGGUCUCGUCUCCAAGUACAUCGACUAUCUCCUGAUUGAGAACGAGCACAUCACAGAGAUGUCAAAGUCUGUCUCCAUCCCCAUUGAGAACUGUGUGAUGGACGACCCGUACUUGAUGGACAUUGUGCGGGUCAAGAUUCCCUUUCCUACCCCCAAGUACCUGCAGUGGCUGAGUGCCUACUACCCGUCCAUACAGGUCGACUGGCCGGCCAUCAGGAAAGAACUGGCCACCUUUAAUGGAGUGGGUGGAAGGAAACCCAAGAGGACCUACUUCAUGGACCGACGUCCCUGUCACAUCCUCCUUGGGGAAUCCUUCUACUUCUUCCAGAGAGAGAAAGACAAGCAAGUUAAAUAAAUCUUCCAGUAUGGAUUUUUAUUGCAUGGAACAUUUUGAUUUAUUGAUUUUCUCCAAGAGAUUUUUAUUAUUAAGUUCUGUUUUUCAUGAGUUCAUGCCAGCUUUCUCUGUU
Molecule: messenger RNA, 1908 nt
Organism: Magallana angulata
Lineage: Eukaryota; Metazoa; Mollusca; Bivalvia; Ostreida; Ostreidae
Exons: 4
Coding region: 69-1796 (575 amino acids)
Source: RefSeq, a predicted model, not a curated record